Messenger RNA from Tetrahymena thermophila SB210, 480 nucleotides. Its product is annotated as Sm protein B domain protein. Gene Ontology annotation, cellular component: U4 snRNP; catalytic step 2 spliceosome; U5 snRNP. The record is from RefSeq and is a predicted model, not a curated record. NCBI's taxonomy places the organism in Eukaryota, Ciliophora, Oligohymenophorea, Hymenostomatida, Tetrahymenidae. Gene Ontology annotation, molecular function: RNA binding. The transcript is spliced from 3 exons. Gene Ontology annotation, biological process: mRNA splicing, via spliceosome.
AUGGCAAACCGUAGCAAAUUUAUGCAAUGGAUUGACUACCGUGUCCGUGUUACUAUUUAAGACGGGCGUAUGUUAGUUGGUACCUUCCUUGCAUUUGAUAAACACUUAAAUCUUGUUUUAAGUGAAACUGAAGAAUUCAGACCCAUCAAGCCUAAGACUAAGGGUGAACCUGAGAGACAAACUAAGCGUAUUCUUGGAUUGGUUAUCAUCAGAGGUGAAAAUAUAGUAUCUAUAAAUGCAGAAGCUCCUCCUUCUCAGCAGGCAAAAAAGAUAGAUACAAGUGCCACUGGGCCAGGUACUGCCCAGCCUAUUAAUAGAGUUGGCACAGUUCCCCCAAUGAUGGAUAGACCUCCUUAGAUGCCUCCAGGUCAACCCCCAAUGGGCAUGAUGCCUCCUCCUAUGCCCGGAAUGCCUCCUAUGCAUCCUGGUAUGCUACCUCCUAAUCUUAGACCUCCUGGUACUCUUCCUCCAAGCUAUUGA